AAUGAUCAACAAAUUAUCCAGCCGUCAAACAUACGCCAAAAAUGACGGGCGCCUCAUUCAUUUAGUAUUAUAGUAGCCUACAGUAGGCCUACGUGGGCAUUAUGAUCGCUACAAAUGUGCGCAGUCGGCUAGCGAUCUCUAGACUUUAUGAUGCUGCCAUUGAAGUGAAUUGGAAUUAGGCUACGGACACGAGAACCGUCACCUGUCGCGCAGUUCUGGGUUGAAGCACUUUAUGCUUUGACGGGUUCCGAACAAUAGAACGGAGAAUGUGACCGUUCGAUCAGUUUCACCUGUGUUCUCUAAACCCAACCAAACCGGGGAGUGAUGUCAUUGGUUAGACCCGAGCAACUGGACCGGGGACAUUUUUACCUGAGCGUUAGUUAACUCAGUCAACAGACGCACUGACGAGCAUCCGUUGUAGUCUAAUCUACACGCGUUUCAUUCAGGGCCAGUUUGCCAGAACCGUGCCUCCGCGCGCUGUCACGAAUUGUGCGCUACACCUUUUCCACGGAAUUUCCAUCCGCUUCCAGAGGUCUGAAGAUAUGGCUGGCGUGUUCGCCUACGAAAGCUCUGAGGUGGACUGGUGCGAGGACAACUACAGACACUCGGACAACGUGGUGGAAUACUUUAACACAAUGAGCAGCUUCAUAUUCUUCCUCAUUUCUCCCAUCAUGCUCUACCUGUUGCACCCGUACGCCCGGGAGAGGAACCUGGCCGUCCACUUGGUGUGGCUUAUGAUGGUCUUUGUGGGUCUGUUCUCUAUGUAUUUCCACAUGACGCUGAGCUUCAUGGGGCAGAUGCUGGAUGAGCUGUCUAUCCUGUGGGUGCUGGCGCUGGGCUACUCCCUGUGGUUCCCACGCAAGCACUUCCCCUCCUUCAUCAAGGACAGAAAGUCCUUCUCCAGGAUGGUGCUAGCAGUGACGCUUGUGACCACGCUGUCAUCGUUUGUGAAGCCCACAGCGAACGCCUACGUGCUCAACUGCUUCGCCUUACACAUCCUCUAUUCUCUAUGUGUGGAGAUGAGGAGUUGCACUGACCAGCGAGUCCUGCGUCUGGCUAAGAUGUCUGUCGGGCUGUGGGCGCUAGCCAUCUCCUGCUGGAUCAGUGACCGUUUUGGAUGCAGCUUCUGGCAAAAGCUCAACUUCUGCUACUUGCAUGGCAUCUGGCACAUCCUGAUAGUGGUGGCCACUGCCUACGGAAGCACGCUAAUAGCCUAUUUGGACGCUAGUUUCGAGAUCCCCUACUCUCUGCCAGGUCUGCAGUACUGGCCCAAAGACGACUGGGUCCUGGGGCUGCCUUACAUUGUCCUGAAGGGUACCACCAAGACCAGAAAGGGCUGUUAAGAUGGACAAUCCUGAUGGUAUAUGAAUAUGAUGUACAAUUUUAAGGAACUGUCAGAGAUGUUUUUAAUUAUGUUGCACGAUCCUGGGUGAUGACAGGUUUGCAUUCUCUUGGUGGAAUGGACUGCAGCACUGUUGAAUUCCUCAUUGUUUUUAUACUGAUCUAUGCAUAGAUGGAUGAUGUCAAAUGAUGUGUAUUUGGUGGGGUGUGUGGUGUCAUCUUCAGUGUUGCUAAUACACAGAAUGGAGGCAUGUGAGUGUGUGUGUGUGUGCCUGUGUGUGUGUGUGUGUGUGUGUGUGUGUGUGUGUGUGUGUGUCAGUGUAAUCGAGUCACUAAACCUCAUGUCUGACUUGGUCUCGAGUCCCCAGUGUUCGAGUCCAAGUCCAAGUCACUAAGCGUCUGAGUCGAGUCCCCAGUGCCUUAGCCCGAGUCCAGAUCUUGCCCCCGACACUUGUUCACAAAGUAGUAUGAAUUGCAGAAGCAUCUUUAGAUAGAUAGAUAGAUAGAUAGAUAGAUAGAUAGAUAGAUAGAUAAAUACUUUAUUGAUCCCCAAGGGGAAAUUCAAGGUCCCAGUAGCUUAAGAUAUCACACACAAAAUACACUGCGACAUCACACUCAAAAUACCGUAGUGUUUACAGUGUAGUAAAAAUGCUGUUGUCCAAAUCCAAACAUGCAAUGAAUGCCUUAUAGAAGAUGCAAUCACAUUGCAUGCCUGGAAUAACACUAGGCUAUAUGGAACAAAUAUAAAAUGAACAAUAAAAGUUGCAAAUCCAUAGAAUACCAUUUAUUAUGAGGUGAACACAUUUAAUAGAUGAUAGAUUAAACCACGGAGUCUGAAUGGUUCAAAUGAAUAUAUGUAUCAUUAUCUUAUUCUGAAUGAUCUGGGUUAAUACAAAGAAACAAAACAACAACAAAAACAAAUCUGUGCGAAUCCGAAUGGUCCGAAUGCAGCCAGUGCUGUAGUCCAGGUGCGAGUCAUUGUGCUCAAGCUCAAGUCAAGUCAUGAGUCCUAAAAAUUAGGCCUUGAGUUGGCCUCGAGUCCAAGUCCAAGUGUGGGUGUCUGUCUGUCUGUCUGUCUGUGUGUCUGUGGUACAACAAUUGGCAACAUGAUGGCAAAAAAUUUCUGUUUUUUUUUUUAAGUCAUUAAAAGUGUUCUAUGGAUACAUACAUGUUUGAUGUAACAUUAACUGACUACAAUCUUUCUACAUUUGACCUCUAAAUGUGUUUAUGUUUAAUGUGAAAAGAUUAUGUUUACAGUGAACAGAUGACUUUCUCUCUCUGGUAUAUUGUGAUGGUGGCCUAAUGACGUCAGGCCUGACUGGUUAUGGGC
Molecule: messenger RNA, 2671 nt
Organism: Alosa sapidissima (American shad)
Lineage: Eukaryota; Metazoa; Chordata; Actinopteri; Clupeiformes; Clupeidae
Gene: acer1
Product: alkaline ceramidase 1
Exons: 7
Coding region: 543-1343 (266 amino acids)
Biological process (GO): ceramide metabolic process
Cellular component (GO): membrane
Molecular function (GO): hydrolase activity, acting on carbon-nitrogen (but not peptide) bonds, in linear amides
Source: RefSeq, a predicted model, not a curated record